Messenger RNA from Fonsecaea multimorphosa CBS 102226, 639 nucleotides. RefSeq lists its product as uncharacterized. NCBI's taxonomy places the organism in Eukaryota, Fungi, Ascomycota, Eurotiomycetes, Chaetothyriales, Herpotrichiellaceae. The record is from RefSeq and is a predicted model, not a curated record. The transcript is spliced from 3 exons. The coding region runs from base 1 to 639 and encodes 212 amino acids.
AUGGCUAAUGAUGAGUCCGAUGCUCUCGAUGUGCUUGAAAAAGAAGCGAAGGAGUAUGAUAAGGACGCUGAGAUCGACCGCAUUCUUAACGCCUUUAAACUCGACGCCUACGCAGUAUUAGACCUCCAGCCUGGAGUUCCUGAAUCAGACAUUAAGAUCGUCUAUCGCAAGAAGUCUCUACUAAUCCACCCGGACAAGACCAAGAACCCCUCGGCUCCUGAGGCCUUUGACCGGUUGAAGAAGGCACAGACUGCAUUACUGGAUGAGAAACAGCGUCAGCAUCUGGAUGAAUGCAUUGCAGAUGCAAGGCAACUGCUGAUCAGACAGCACAAGUACACCGUGGACUCUGAGGAAUUGAAAACAGAGGAGUUCAAGCAGGAAUGGCGAAAAAAGACGGUGGAAGUGCUGGUGGAAGCAGAGGCUCGGAGACGGCGACAGAUGAAGGCCAAAAUGCAAGAAGAGGGUCGUGAGAAGGCGAAAGAGGAUGCGCAGUUGGAAGAGAGAAAACGGAAACGAGAUCACGAGAAGGACUGGGAGGAGACCAGAGAGCAGCGAAUAGGGAGUUGGCGCGACUUUCAGAAGGGCGUCAAGAAGGGUGAGGAUGGGAAGAAGAAAAAGAAGAUGAAGGUGCUGGGCUGA